AAGGCUUCAGCAGAUUGCACUGUUUGCCGGGUCGUCCCAGGAGGAAGCGCUGGCGGGUUUACUGCUGGCCAGUCGACAGCAGCACUCUUUCACUCUCACUUUAUGGUCCUGUGAUCGAGGGGCGCAAUAGACCUGAUGGUCCGCAUAUUCAACGCGGGCGUCCUGGGGGCGUGCAUCCGAAGCCUCCUGCUGGCCAACAGGGCGCUUAGCUACACGGAGCUCUCGGAUGAGCGCCUCAAGCAGAUCGCCCUUGAUCCCGCCGACUUCGACAUCCACAACAGCAACGGGUUAUUGGCGCCGUUGCUCAUCACGCGUGUCCCCGGCACCGAGGGCCAGGUCGUCGCUCAGAACCAUUUUGUCAACUUCUUCAGCUCACAUCUGCCCUUGUGGCAAGUCUCAUGGCAGAACUCGACGGGCACCACGCCCGCCACGGGGUCCCGUGAGCUGCCCUUCCAGAACAUCAUCUUCAAGCGCGAGCCGCAGUGGUGUAUCGACCGGCCGGGGACGUGCGGGCUCUUGACCCUCGUCGCGCACUAUGACUCAAAGAUUGCGCCAGAAGGGUUCAUCGGCGCGACAGACUCGGCAGCGCCGUGCGCGAUGUUGAUGUACACUGCAAAGACGAUAGACGCGCAGCUCACCAAGUUGUGGGAGGGCAUGGAGGCGAGCGGUGAGAGGAGCAAUGUUGGCGUGCAGAUUGUUUUGCUCGACGGCGAGGAGGCGUUUGUGACGUGGACGGCGACGGAUUCGUUGUACGGUUCGAGAGCACUCACUACGGAAUGGGAGAAUUCGCCUCUUCCCGGUGUGGCAACCUAUCACGACCCAAUGGACCAGAUCAGCCUCUUCGUGCUACUGGACCUUUUGGGUUCGGCGGGCCCCAAAGUGCCCAGCUACUUCCAGUCCACGCACUGGGCGUACCGGCGGAUGGCCCAGAUUGAGAAGCGCAUGCGGGAGCUGGGAGCGCUCGAGGCGACGCCCAUGUCGGCCUUCCUGUCAGACCACGACAAGCAGCCGUCGGCGUUUACGAAAUCCUGGGUUAGCGACGACCAUGAGCCGUUUAUGCACAAGGGCGUGCCUAUCCUGCACAUCAUUACGACCCCGUUCCCGCUGGUGUGGCAUACCAUGGACGAUGACGGCGAUCAUCUGGAUAUGCCGACUGUGCACGACUGGGCUAAGAUUACGGUGGCUUUCACGAUGGAGUGGAUGGAUUUGAUGAAUGUCUCGAGCACGGCGAUGACAUGAUGAGCACAUUGUCGCAUUUCUUUUUUUAUGGAGGGAAGGAAGUGUGUUGCAUGUACAUCCUCAAGUAGGCAUUGGGAAUUUCGCCAAGAAAGAACUAGCUGGUGG
This is a messenger RNA of Microdochium trichocladiopsis, 1344 nucleotides long. RefSeq names its product peptidase family M28-domain-containing protein. Bases 136 to 1239 code for a protein of 367 amino acids. Gene Ontology annotation, molecular function: glutaminyl-peptide cyclotransferase activity; zinc ion binding. The record is from RefSeq and is a predicted model, not a curated record. The transcript has 2 exons. Lineage: Eukaryota; Fungi; Ascomycota; Sordariomycetes; Xylariales; Microdochiaceae.